UGGCCUCGCAGAGUGUAAGGAUUAUAGGCAUGAGACACUGCACCCCCUGGAGAUCUCUUACUGAUUCUGUUGAUAGUGGGGAUUGGAAUUAUCCCUUAUAAUAGAGUUCUGCAUAUUUAACAAACAUCUUUUAGAGUUCUAUUUGGUACUAAAGAUUGUGUAGCAGAUAAAAGGCAAAGAAAUGUUCUACCCUCAGAAACCUAUAUAUUAGAAGGGGAGACCACCAACUAUGCAUUAGACAAUUAGAUAUACAAUUUUGGAGUUUGGUGGCAAGGCUAAGUUCAAGCAUCACUAUUGCAAAGAAGCCUUCUUUAGGACUCCAGUGUACCUUUUAGUGUCCCCUUAUUGUUUACCAGUCCCUGUGUUAGGGAAGGUAUAAUGCUGAGGUCUAGGAGGGCCAGAAACCUUGGUCUUUGCUAUCCAAGAGCUUAUGAUUUCAUAAAGGAAAUAUGAUAUGUCCCUUAUCAACUAUAAUAUAAGGCAGUUUAUGAAAGGCAAAGUAACAUGGUGGUUAAGAGCCCAGAUUUGGAGCCUCAGAAUACUAAGGUCGAGAUCUUGGUUCUGCCAUAUACUUGCCCAUAACCUUAGACAAAUGGCAAUGUCUGUAUGCUUCACUUUCUUGAUCUAUAAAACAGGAAGGGAUAAUAGUAUCUUUCAUUCGAGUUACUAGGAUGGAAUGAUUAAAACAUGCAGUAUGUGAAUGUUUGUCGCUGUUACUAUUAUGGUACAUUGUGCUAAGUGUAGUAUAUUGGUUAAGAAAUGGAAUUUUUGUGCACCCUUCCACAGCUCAGUUGGUAGAGUGGAGUACUACUAUAAACUGGACAAAGAAAUUGGGAUUUAAAAAAAAUUUUUUGUUUUGAAAUUGGGAACUAGUUUCUAAUCCGAAAUCAUCCAAAUACUAGUUGUAUUAUCUUGGGAACAUCACAUAACCUCUGUGACAUCAGUUUCUUCAUCUGUAAAUGGGUAUAAUAGCACAUUUAUAAAUGUACUAUUAUUAAAUGUGCUACUUAUAUGAAGUAAUACAUAUAAAACACACAUGAGUGUCUAUAUAUUCUCAAUAAAGAGGAGCUAUUUUUUUAAAGUUAUAAGUAAAAUAAAUAAAGUGCUACAGAAUUUCAGACACGUGGAAGUGAAGUACUGCUGAAAUGCCACAUAAAGACAUGUUCACUUAAUACCUUUAUUUAGAGAAUGGGGGCCUAGUAAGAAAGCUGUUGGUAGUACAAUUUUUUUCCAUAAGAACUGUGUGAGGGGGUGAUUUGAUAGUCUCGUAGGCAAAUACAAGUAAAUAGAACUAGUAAAAGGAAAUUUCAGAAUAAAUGACUUAGAAAAAAAUCAUUUAUAAUUUUCUUUCCUUUUUAAAUUACAAAUAGAAUUUUUUAAUUUUCAUUAGGAGUUCUAAAGAAUUGUAGGAUUCUUAGGCAUUCUGUUAAACUAUGCUUUGUGUUAUACUUACACAUGAACUUGAUGGGGUUUCUAUAGAGUAGAAAAUUAGCAGAGUAAAACAAUAGAAAAAUUGUUUAUAGCCCUAAGAUUUUUUAUUAGAAUGAGUUAACAUUUUGAAGUUUCUGGAAUUUUAUAACUUAAAUAGAUAAAAGCACAGAAGCUUUACAAGUACUUUAUCCAUAUUAUACUGUUGUAUCAAGAACAUAAAAUCUCAUUUUACAAACAAUGGAAAUAUAUCUUGUGGAAGGAAGGAUUUUAAGAAAGAGAAUAGAACAUGUGCAUUGAGUGAGGCUGUUGCUGGGUCUACAGAUAAAGCAGCUGAGGUUUUGGCUUCUUUGAGUUCUUUUGCCAAAAAAAAUGAUUUGCACGAUCUUGAACAUGUACUAUCCAUGCUGAUGGGACAGGAUCCAAUAUGAAUAUAAGUGAUGUAGGAAGACGACGCUUUGAGGAUAAUGAACAUACAUUACGUAUAUAUCCUGGGACAAUUUCAGAAGGAACGAUUUACUGUCCAAUUCCUGCCAGGAAAAACUCCACAGCUGCUGAGGUGAUUGACUCUCUUAUAAACAGGCUUCAUCUUGACAAAACAAAAUGUUACGUUCUAGCAGAGGUAAAGGAAUUUGGUGGAGAAGAAUGGAUACUCAAUCCAACAGACUGUCCAGUUCAGCGAAUGAUGUUAUGGCCACGAAUGGCUCUGGAAAAUCGCUUGAGUGGAGAAGACUACCGCUUUCUUCUGAGAGAAAAAAACCUUGAUGGAUCAAUCCAUUAUGGUAACCUUCAGUCAUGGCUACGGGUAACGGAAGAACGUCGCAGGAUGAUGGAACGGGGUUUUCUUCCACAGCCACAACAGAAAGACUUUGAUGAUUUAUGUAGCUUGCCUGAUUUGAAUGAGAAAACUCUCUUAGAAAACCUACGAAAUCGCUUUAAGCAUGAAAAAAUUUAUACUUAUGUUGGCAGUAUUCUAAUAGUUAUUAACCCAUUCAAGUUUCUUCCUAUUUAUAACCCCAAAUAUGUCAAAAUGUAUGAUAACCACCAAUUGGGAAAACUUGAGCCCCAUAUUUAUGCUGUGGCUGAUGUAGCUUAUCAUGCCAUGCUUCAGCGUAAAAAGAAUCAGUGCAUUGUGAUUUCAGGAGAGAGUGGUUCUGGGAAAACUCAAAGCACAAACUUUCUUAUUCACCACCUUACUGCUCUCAGUCAGAAAGGAUUUGCCAGUGGAGUAGAACAGAUUAUUCUUGGAGCUGGACCAGUACUUGAGGCCUUUGGAAAUGCAAAGACAGCUCAUAAUAACAAUUCAAGUCGUUUUGGCAAGUUUAUUCAAGUAAAUUACCAGGAAACUGGCACUGUACUUGGUGCCUAUGUUGAAAAAUAUCUACUGGAGAAGUCCAGACUCGUUUAUCAAGAGCAUAAUGAACGGAACUAUCAUGUAUUUUAUUACCUACUGGCAGGAGCAAGUGAAGAAGAAAGAUCAGCAUUCCACCUUAAACAACCAGAGGAAUAUCAUUAUCUCAAUCAGAUAACAAAGAAACCCCUCAGACAGAGCUGGGAUGAUUAUUGCUAUGACUCUGAGCCGGAUUGCUUCACCACAGAGGGCGAAGACUUGAGACAUGACUUUGAACGGUUACAAUUGGCCAUGGAAAUGGUUGGAUUUCUUCCUAAGACACGAAGACAGAUUUUCUCUCUUCUCUCAGCAAUACUACAUUUGGGUAAUAUCUGUUAUAAAAAGAAGACAUAUCGGGAUGACUCUAUUGAUAUCUGUAAUCCUGAAGUUUUGCCUGUUGUCUCAGAAUUAUUGGAAGUUAAAGAAGAGAUGCUAUUUGAAGCAUUAGUUACAAGGAAAACAGUGACAGUGGGAGAAAAGCUUAUUUUACCAUACAAGCUGGCGGAGGCUGUAACAGUGAGGAACUCCAUGGCUAAGUCUCUAUAUAGUGCCCUGUUUGACUGGAUAGUUUUUCGAAUUAAUCAUGCACUUUUGAAUAGUAAAGAUUUAGAGCAUGAUACCAAGACUUUGUCCAUUGGUGUUCUUGAUAUUUUUGGGUUUGAAGAUUAUGAAAAUAACAGCUUUGAACAGUUUUGUAUCAAUUUUGCUAAUGAACGUUUACAACACUACUUUAAUCAGCAUAUCUUUAAAUUGGAGCAAGAGGAAUAUAGAACUGAAGGUAUUAGCUGGCAUAACAUAGAUUACAUUGAUAAUACCUGUUGCAUAAAUCUUAUUAGCAAAAAACCGACAGGACUGCUCCAUCUUUUGGAUGAAGAAAGCAACUUUCCACAGGCUACAAAUCAAACAUUGCUAGACAAAUUUAAGCAUCAACAUGAAGAGAAUUCUUACAUCGAAUUUCCAGCUGUGAUGGAACCUGCUUUCAUCAUAAAACAUUAUGCUGGAAAAGUAAAAUAUGGGGUAAAGGAUUUCCGGGAAAAAAAUACAGAUCAUAUGCGCCCAGACAUUGUAGCUCUUCUGAGAAGUAGCAAGAAUGCAUUUAUCUCUGGGAUGAUUGGAAUUGAUCCUGUAGCUGUUUUCCGAUGGGCAGUUCUCCGAGCUUUUUUCAGAGCUAUGGUUGCUUUCAGGGAGGCCGGGAAAAGACACAUUCACAGAAAAACUGGACAUGAUGACACAGCGCCAUGUGCAAUUUUGAAAAGUAUGGAUAGUUUUAGCUUUCUCCAACACCCAGUCCACCAGAGGAGCUUAGAGAUUCUGCAGAGAUGCAAGGAAGAGAAGUACAGUAUAACUCGGAAAAAUCCUAGAACACCUCUUUCUGAUCUUCAGGGCAUGAAUACUCUAAAUGAAAAAAACCAAUAUGAUACAUUUGAUAUUCCCUGGAAUGGCAGAACUGGGAUUCGCCAGAGCAGACUAUCAAGUACCACCUCCUUGCUUGAUAAAGAUGGGAUAUUUGCAAAUUCAGCUAGCAGCAAACUCCUGGAGAGAGCCCAUGGAAUUCUCACGAGAAACAAGAACUUCAAAUCUAAGCCUGCCCUUCCAAAGCACUUGCUGGAAGUAAAUUCUUUAAAACAUCUGACAAGAUUGACCCUACAAGAUCGGAUUACCAAGUCUCUUCUUCAUUUGCACAAGAAGAAGAAACCUCCCAGCAUCAGUGCCCAGUUUCAGGCAUCAUUAAGCAAGCUGAUGGAGACACUUGGUCAAGCAGAACCAUAUUUUGUAAAAUGCAUUCGUUCUAAUGCUGAAAAGCUGCCCUUAAGAUUCAGUGAUGCUUUGGUACUUAGACAGCUUCGAUACACUGGGAUGCUGGAAACAGUUCGAAUUCGCCAAUCAGGAUACAGCUCCAAAUAUUCCUUCCAGGAUUUUGUGAGCCACUUCCACGUACUUCUUCCUCAAAAUAUUAUCCCAUCCAAAUUUAACAUUCAGGAUUUCUUCAGGAAAAUAAAUCUUAAUCCAGAUAAUUAUCAAGUUGGAAAAACCAUGGUCUUCCUAAAGGAGCAGGAACGACAGCACUUACAAGAUCUGCUUCACCAAGAGGUGCUCCGCAGAAUCAUAUUGUUGCAGCGAUGGUUCAGGGUCUUGCUAUGUAGGCAGCAUUUCCUCCAUAUGAGACAGGCAUCCAUUGUCAUCCAGCGAUUCUGGAGGAAUUACCUAAAUCAGAAGCAAAUCAGAGAUGCACCUGUGCAGAAGGAUGCUUUUGUUAUGGCUAAUGCAGCUGCUCUUCUCCAAGCUUCUUGGCGUGCUCACUUAGAGAGGCAACGGUACUUGGAACUACGGGCUGCAACCAUCAUCAUCCAGCAGAGAUGGAGAGAGCACUAUAGACGCAGGCACAUGGCUGCUGUCUGCAUACAGGCAAGAUGGAAAGCCUACAGGGAAAGUAAGAGGUACCAAGAACAAAAGCACAAAAUUAUCCUUUUGCAGUCAACAUGUAGGGGAUUCAGAGCAAGACAAAGAUUUAAAGCUUUAAAAGAACAAAGGCUAAAAGAAACAAAGCUAGAACUUGGAUUGGUGAAUAUCAAGGGAUAUAGAGCUCUGGAAGUUCAGGGUUCAGACCCUUCAGAAUGGGAGGAUUGCUCCUUUGACAACAGAGUGAAAGCCAUAGAGGAAUGUAAAUCUGUGAUGGAGAGUAAUCGAAUUAGCCGUGAAAGUUCAUUGGACUGCUCAAGAGAGUCCCCAGACAAGCAGCAGGAGAAAGCCAGAAGCCAAAGUGGUGUGGACUCGCAAGAAGAUGUGAUUGUAAGAAAGCGACCCAAAUCCUUGGAGGAUCUCCAUCAGAAAAAAGUAGGCCGGGCUAAAAGAGAAAGUCGGAGAAUGAGAGAACUAGAGCAAGCUAUAUUUAGCUUAGAAUUACUGAAAGUCCGUUCUCUUGGUGGUGUAUCCCCUUCAGAGGAACGAAGGUGGUCUACAGAAUUGAUGCCUGAAGGCCUUCAGUCUCCACAGGGUACACCUGAUAGUGAAAGCUCUCAAGGAAGCUUGGAACUUCUGAGCAGUGAGGAAAGCCAAAAGAAUAAGCCAGAGUCUAUAAUUUUAGAUGAAGAAGACUUACAGUUUCCAUCACCUAAGAUAUCUAGCAGUCCAAAAUUUGAUUCCCAGGACAAAACCCUCAGUGCCUCAAGGGAAACUAGCUAUGCAGAGCUUUUGAAGAAUGGAAAUAUGAAGGGAAAGCUGGUCUACAGUUCUGAACCUAUUACUUGUAAACCACAGCUGAGAGACUCCUUCAUGUCAAAUAGUCUGCCAACAUUUUUUUAUAUUCCACCACAAGAUGCACUGAAAACAAGUUCCCAACUAGAUACAAAUAUCCAAAGAAACAAACUGUUAGAGAAUGAAGACACACUAGGGACAGCUCUUACUUUGGAUAUCAACAGGGAAGAUAGGAGGUAUCACUUCUCAGGAGAAGAUCAAGUUCCUUCUUUGAAUACAGAUUCUUCUAAUACUGUGCUUAAGAAGUUAGAAAAGCUAAACACUGAGAAGGAAGAAAGGCAAAAGCAGUUGCAGCAGCAGAAUGAAAAAGAGAUGAUGGAACAGAUUCGCCAGCAAACAGAUAUUUUAGAGAAGGAGCGUAAAGCCUUCCAGACAGUUGACAAGUCAGGAAUUGGGGAGUCUUUCCUGGCACCAUCUUUCUAUCAGUCAAAACAAAGAGUAGAGAUGCCAUCCUCUCUUCUCAGCAUAAAUACCCCAAAUAAGAGAGAACGUAGUGUACUGGCGUCCCCAUCAGUAACUACAAAAGAUGCAGCUCUUAUCCCAAAAGACAGUCCCUCUGCUCACUUACUCCCGAAGGACCAACCGGUCACCUUGUUCUUUGAAAGAAAGGGAAGUCCAUGUCAAUCUAGUAUUGUCAAGGAAUUAUCCAAGACAGACAGAGCAGGCACCCAACUGAAUGUAGCCUAUAAACUCUCUAAUAAUCGCGUUUCAAAAAGAGAAUACUUUAGGCCAACUCAGUCUUCCAGCCACAAAUCUGAUGACCUUUCCAGAGAGGGAAAUACUAGUUCCAUUUUCUUCACACCAAAGGACAAUAUGAGUGUUCCCCUUGCCAACAAGGAAGCCUUAAACAGUGGAAAUCCUCAAGUCCAUAAACAAGAUGAAUCAGCUUGGAAAUCUGUGAAAUUAGCUGGGCCGGGCCAAGGAGAGCAGGUUGCCAGACCGGCCCAUAAAAAGAAAGCUCGAAUGGCGCGGACGCGCUCCGAUUUCUUGACUAGAGGUACUUUUGCCGAUGGGGAGGGGGAUACAGAGGAAGAUGAUUACGAUGACAUUAUUGAGCCCCUUCUCUCCCUUGACCAAGCUUCUCACUCUGAGCUAGGGCCUGUACCCAGCCUGGGUCAGGCCUCUCACAGUGACUCCGAAAUGACAUCACAACGAUUUUCUUCAGUUGAUGAACAAGCAAAGCUUCAUAAGACUAUGUCUCAAGGAGAGAUUACGAAGUUGGCAGUGAGACAGAAGGCUUCAGAUUUGAAUACAAGACCUCAGAGAGCUAAGAUGAGAUUCUGGGCCAAAGGGAAACAAGGGGAGAAGAAGACUACGAGAGUGAAACCUGCCACCCAGUCAGAGGUUUCAGCACUCUUUGCAGGCUCAGAUGUGAUUCCAGCUCAUCACUUUCCAGAUGAAUUAACUCAGUAUCAUCCAACACCUCCCUUGAGUCCAGAACUGCCUGGGAGUUGCCAGAAGGAGUUCAAAGAGAACAAAGAGCCUUCUCCAAAGGCUAAGCGUAAGCGAAAUGUGAAGAUCAGCAAUGUGGCUUUGGAUUCUGUGCAUUGGCAAAAUGACUCUGUCCAGAUCAUAGCAAGUGCCAGUGAUUUGAAAAGCAUGGAUGAAUUUCUUCUGAAAAAGAUGAAUGACCUAGAUAAUGAAGAUAGCAAGAAAGAUACAUUAGUGGAUGUUGUAUUUAAAAAAGCCCUGAAAGAAUUUCGUCAGAACAUCUUCAGCUCUUAUUCAUCUGCAUUGGCGAUGGAUGAUGCGGAAAGCAUACGGUAUAAAGACCUCUACGCGCUAUUUGAACAGAUUCUGGAAAAGACCAUGAGGCUUGAGCAACGUGACUGGGGAGAAUCUCCAGUGAGGGUUUGGGUCAACACUUUUAAAGUGUUUUUAGAUGAAUAUAUGAAUGAAUUCAAGACUUCAGAUUGCACAGUCACAAAGGUGCCAAAAACAGAACGAAAGAAAAGAAGAAAAAAAGAAACUGAUUUGGUGGAAGAGCACAAUGGUCACAUCUUUAAGGCCACCCAAUAUAGCAUCCCUACAUACUGUGAAUACUGUUCUUCUUUGAUAUGGAUAAUGGACCGAGCCUCUGUUUGCAAAUUAUGCAAGUAUGCUUGCCAUAAGAAGUGCUGUCUGAAAACCACAGCCAAGUGCUCUAAAAAGUAUGAUCCAGAGCUAUCAUCUCGACAGUUUGGAGUUGAACUGUCCCGUUUGACCAGUGAAGACCGAACUGUUCCUUUAGUGGUGGAAAAGCUCAUAAACUACAUUGAAAUGCAUGGACUGUAUACAGAAGGCAUUUACCGAAAGUCUGGUUCAACUAAUAAAAUCAAGGAGCUUCGACACGGUCUAGAUACAGAUGCUGAGAGUGUAAAUCUAGAUGACUAUAACAUACAUGUCAUUGCAAGUGUAUUCAAACAAUGGCUUCGAGAUUUGCCCAAUCCGCUCAUGACCUUUGAACUCUAUGAGGAAUUUCUUCGAGCUAUGGGCCUACAGGAGAGGAAGGAGACAAUCCGUGGUGUAUACUCUGUGAUUGACCAGCUCUCCCGAACUCAUCUCAAUACUCUGGAACGCCUCAUCUUUCAUCUAGUCAGGAUUGCACUACAGGAAGAUACUAAUCGAAUGUCUGCUAAUGCUUUGGCCAUUGUGUUUGCACCUUGCAUUCUGCGCUGCCCAGACACCACUGACCCACUACAAAGCGUACAGGACAUCAGUAAGACCACCACCUGUGUCGAGCUCAUUGUUGUGGAACAAAUGAAUAAAUAUAAGGCUCGUCUCAAAGACAUCAGUAGCCUGGAAUUUGCAGAGAAUAAGGCAAAGACCAGGCUGUCACUGAUUCGUAGAUCAAUGAAACCUGUACUAAUUGCAGUUAGAUUCAUGAGCAUUACCCGCAAUUCAGUCUCGGGAAAGGGGCGUAUUCGUCGAGGAAACUAUCCAAGUGCAUCCUCUCCUGUUGUAGUUCGGUUGCCUUCUAUGUCUGAUGUCCCAGAAGAGACCUUGACUAGUGAGGCAUCCAUGGAAACUGACAUUACAGAACAGCAACAAGCAGCUAUGCAGCAGGAGGAGAGAGUACUGACUGAGCAGAUUGAGAACUUACAGAAAGAGAAAGAGGAGCUAACAUUUGAGAUGCUUGUACUGGAACCCCGUGCCUCUGACGAUGAAACCCUUGAGUCUGAGGCCUCCAUUGGGACUGCCGAUAGCUCAGAGAAUUUGAAUCUGGAGUCUGAAGGUGCCUUCUCUGAGAAAUCAGAGAGGAGCUUAACCCUUAGCUCCCUGAAGGCAGCUGGCAAGUCUGAACCUUCAAGCAAGUUGCGAAAGCAGCUAAAAAAGCAGCAAGACUCUUUGGAUUCAGUAGACUCUUCGGUUUCUUCUUUAUAUCUGUCUAACACUGCGUCGUCUCAUGGAACCAGAAAACGAUUUCAGAUUUAUUCCAAAUCACCGUUCUAUCGAGCUGCCUCAGCUGGUGAGGCCCUGGGAAUGGAAGGACCACUGGGCCAGACCAAAUCCCUGGAAGACAGGCCUCAGUUCAUCAGCAGAGGAACCUUCAACCCUGAAAAGGGCAAACAAAAAUUAAAGAAUGUGAAAAACUCACCUCAGAAAACCAAAGAGAAUCCAGAGGGGACAGUCAUGCCUGGCCGCAGGAAAGCUGUGGACCCAGACUGCACUUCCACCCAACAGUUAGCACUCUUUGGAAAUAAUGAGUUUAUGGUCUGAACUGGCAGAUGCGUUUCCCUUCACAGCUACAGAGUGGUAAACACAUCUCAUCUCCGGGGCUGCUUCGCAUCACCUCGUCCACAAUAGUUCAUCCUAAUUGUGGAUCCGGCCUUUUGCCUAAGCAUAUGGCUAAGACCUUGUGUGCUGAAUUCCUGGGCUUCCUGCAGAAGCGGAAAGUCCUCUUGAAGCCUGCUGGGGGAUGGUGCCAGCUGUGCCUUGGCUGCUGUAUUUAAGUUGAGAUUUCACUAAACAAAGCCACCUAGAGCCUGGGGAUUUUGGUCAGUUGUAGUUGCCUCUCCCCCACCCUCUUUUCCCUUCCCAGAGGUGGCUGUGUUGAACUAGGUGGGAUAUUGUGGGCCUGAGGGACCCUCUGAUUUCUGUCUGACAUUUGAGGAAAACAUGUAAAUCUUUCUUAACCAUGAAAGCAAAAGCCUUUGGGUUUAUUUUGAGAUAGUUUAGGAGCAGGGUGGAAUAUAAUUUUUUUCCAAGGAUUUAUAGACAAAAACCUAAGCCCUCUAUUUUAAGAUUUUUGAAAAACAUUCCAUGUUAUAUUCUGGAGAAAGUAAAAAAGUGAUUGUUUCCAUUAAGACAUCAGAUUGUCUCAGACAUCUGAUUAUAAAGUGAAGAACAGAGUACAUGUUUUGUUUUUUGAUGAUGUUUGAUGUCAUAAUAAUCACUGCUGGUUUAACUCCUGUUUAGUUCAUGACAAAUAUAUUACAUGGGCUAAAGUGUCAGUAGCCAUACUAUUCUUAUGUUUUCUGGUCCUAGGAUCAGAUUCCCUUUUUUUUUUUUUUUUUUUUUUUUUUAAUUUCCCAGAAACAUGGUGAUCUCUACACACGAGGGUUUCAUCCUAAUCCAUUCAGGCUUUUCUCUUUGUAUAGAUUAAACUGAAGACCACAUAUGAACAUAUUCAUCUGCUGGUGGAUUCCCACCACAGGCUUAGACCAAUAACGUGACCAUUUAAUCAGCUCUUUGCAAACAUUCACAUACAACAUUGCAUGAGUAAGUGUUACAGAAAGCUGCCAAAAAUAAAAAGGUUUUUAAUAUCA
Messenger RNA from Microcebus murinus (gray mouse lemur), 10821 nucleotides. NCBI's taxonomy places the organism in Eukaryota, Metazoa, Chordata, Mammalia, Primates, Cheirogaleidae. The record is from RefSeq and is a predicted model, not a curated record.